CUCUGUGUGUAAUGUUCCGUUGAUUGACCUUGACUGUUUCUGCAAAUUUUUGAAGUACUUUUUCUAUAGUCGCAGAGGCCAUGUAUAGAUGUUCACUUUUCCUGUCAGUAUUACUAGUUGAUUUGAAAUACUCAUGCGGUACGCUGGUUACGUUGGGUGUACUGUAGUAUUAGGCAUGUGGGCUGUGGAAUUUGGGAGCAUCGCGUCGAUGCAGGACAUCAUGUCGACACUAGUAGAGAGUUAUUAAUCUUUUUUCUCCCAGCAUCUUGACGCCUGACGGGUCUGACAUGUACUAUACGGUCUUGGUGAUGUGCGUAUGUUUAAAUAAGUCGGAUCUGUCUGUUUCCACUGAAAUUGCUACAGUGGGUUUCUUCGGUAUGUCGGUGCACGACAAUAUCUGUAGAAGUUCUUUGCUUCUAUGCACAUAACUUUUAUCAUUUCAAACUGUUGUUGAUGAUGUGACUGAGAAUCGUUCGAAGUGGGACAAAUGGAUUUACUGUUUGUUAUCUCACAUGCUCAAUAAAACCUCUGUAAUUAUUCUUUCUCCCGUGCUCAUUUCUACCGAACCCUCGGCGCCUAAAUAUUACUCAGCCUAUUAUACAGCCUUGACAGGUAAGAGGUAGAUCACAGACACCUAUGAUCAAAGGGAAUUAGCUGUAUCAUUUCUUUCACGUUCAAUGGCUAUGUAUCAUUAUAGUAAUAAAGGAGGACGGAGGGGAGUGUUGUGCAGUGCACACGUCGUUUGUUGACAGCUGGAUAUCACGUGUGCGCCAGAGAGGGCGUGAGUCGGCGAAUGCCACACUAACCUUGUGUAUCCGUUAUGAGAUGUCAUCAGGGCUAAACCCACUGAUGCUGGUGCAAUAUCCCAAUUAAGUGAAGUGGUCGGCACGCUGCACCACUUCACUCACUAUAUCUAAGCCAACUAGGACUCGAUGUAGUUCAGUACUGUAGCAUUGAUACCUCUUCAAAUGACUUCAUUUCGUUACCAGUAGGUUAUUUGAUUCCCCAACCAGUCACUUUGUUACUGCAUUUCUUUUUUCAUUGUAUAACUCCAAUAACUAACUUAUUCAGCAACAAGGUGAACAUCAGCCAAGCGGUAGAGGUGGAAGAGGCGAACGUCGACGUCGUCAAGUUUUUAGUGGUGAAGGUGCUUGUGAGGGUGAGGGUGACAUUGGUACAAGUCGCGGUGGAGCUAGUGUUAUGAUUUAUUGCAGUACGCCAACAAGAAGGAGAGCUGGGAAAUGUAUGAUAUCAUCAUCAUCAUCAGCAGCAGCAGCAGCCAGGUGGGCAGAUCGAAGUGGUUUCUAUCGAUCUCAUGAUUUCCCAUACCAUCAUCAAUACUACCCCAACUACUUCCAGUACUAUCCACAAAUUUUUGUACCUAUUUAUUUAAUUCCUAUCGGUCUGUUUUGUAGUUGUGAUUAUCGUUACUGCUAUCGUAAUUAUUAUAACGUACGUGAACAAUUCCCACAAUCAUCACACAAUCAUUAUUCGCUUGGUUUUUAUAAUACACAAGAACAACAAGGUGGAUAUUAUGGUGAUCGAUAUCAGUACGGUGGAGUUUAUUGUGAUAAUCAAAAUUAUGGUGAUAUAUCAUCAGAUUGUAAAGAAAAUUAUGAUCCUACGAGUAAUAACCAAGUGGAAAUUGAUUUAUCAUCGUCUCUGAAGCAUAUCCAUGUCAAUGAGGACACGACUACUCCUCCUCCUCCUCCUACUACUACUACUAAUAAUAAUACUACUACUAUAAUAAUAAUAUCAACAAUGACGAUAACAACAACAAGAACAACAACAACGAUUACUACUACUACUAUUGCCAAUAUAGAUCAUCAAAAAGGUCUUGAUGUGACAUAAUUGUGCCUACAAGGUCAGUAAACUAUCGUUAGACUUGUAGUAGCGUCUACUUGUAGUUCUUUCAAAAUAUUUCAACCAGUGAUCAACGAUGCAUCGUUUUUGUUGCAUUUCAUUUCAUUGCUCAUCGACACAUACACAUAAGAUACAGACGUCAAGGUUUCUUGUUGUGUUAUAUUUUCUUUUGGCGAGGUAUUUUCAUUUCUGAUAUUAAAAAAUUUAUUAUUACUACUAUUAUUAUUAUUAUUCCUAUUUUGUUUAAUAAGAGUUUGUUUUUGUCUAUUCAUUUUUUGUUAAUAUCGUUGAAAUGGUUCACCAGACAAUUCAUCAAUCAUGUGUUUCUCUUUCUACGUAAGAAGACUUUUUGUCAAUAACGACGAAAAUCCGAACACUGGAUACACGAUAGAUUUUGUAUUCCGGUAGUUAUCAUGAGUUCUGUAAAUCUUGUUGACAGGGCACUAAACCGAGUGAGUGAUGUGUAUCACUCGUACGUACAAUUGUGUUUAUUUACAUAUUCGUUAUUGACAUUGAUAUUUUUGUACACCUUGUUCUUUUUCUGACAAUCUUCAUGGAGAAAAAAUUGCGUUCACGUUUUG
Trichobilharzia regenti is the source of this 2444-nucleotide messenger RNA. The record is from the annotation of a GenBank genome assembly. Lineage: Eukaryota; Metazoa; Platyhelminthes; Trematoda; Strigeidida; Schistosomatidae.